AUGAACGACAACACUUUGGGAAAAAACAUUUACACAUCUCUGUGCGAAACGCCGGCACACUCUUCCGACGUUGGCGAGCCAAACAUAAACAUGGCGAGGUGUCCCUUUUACGAAAAGCCCGUUGAUGAAAUCCAAAGCACUCAGAGCGCGAAGUACGCCAAGCGCUCGCAGCGACACAGGUCGACGGCACAGUCGCGUCUUGGGGACAUGACGGUCGGAGACAUUAGAUACUGCUUUCAACAGUUGCGGAACGCUGGCAAAGAUCUUAGUCCAGAUAUGAUGCUGUACAACGGCCAGUCCGCCGGCGAGUUUGCACUAAAAUAUUUGAGAGAGACAUCUACGGCAACACGGAAACGAAGAAAAAGCUUGUCGGUAGUUGCUAGGCGUUCUGUCGCCAAUAAAAAGGACAGCGGUGGUCGGAGAGGAAAGGACAACGCAUUGAGUAUGGAUGGGUGCACGUCCAGAAGAGCUCCCGGCUUGAACGUCCUCGAGUUUUGA
Messenger RNA from Ectocarpus siliculosus, 498 nucleotides. Lineage: Eukaryota; Phaeophyceae; Ectocarpales; Ectocarpaceae. The record is from the annotation of a GenBank genome assembly.